GGCAAACUUCACAAUCGACACUAACAGUAAAUUGCUACAGCGGAAGCGAUUCUUCCUUUGUAUACUCAAUUUCUUUAAAGCUUAAUCAAAAUCACUCUCUCUUCCUUCAAAUUCUCCAGAGACCUUGGGCUCCAAGUUACGAUUGCAGCGUUUUCUGUCUCCAUUAGCAAACAUGGCAGAACCCAAAACGAAGAAGACAUCAACAUCAUCGAUAACCCCAGACUGGUCUGAGCUCCCUGAGGAGCUACUGUAUCUUGAAGUAUCUAGGGGACAACUGUUUCGAUGUUGUUCAUGCUCGCUCUGUUUGCAGCUUGUGGCGAUCCACAUUUCCUUUGUCUCCCUUGUUACGCCCAAGUUACUCUCUUCCCUCGUUCAACGAAUUCCCUUCAGAAAGCAAAAACAUGUGCACCCUCGAGAAGGUCCAUCUCCUGAUAUUGCUGAUGAUCAGCUUUCCGAUGCUCUUCAAUGUUUAGUGAACGUGAAGAUCCCAGCAUCUAUUCCAAAAAAGAUCAUCCCUUUGGGCCAUAAGUACAGAAUGAUCGGUUGGGAAUAUAAUCGCGCGACUUUUCUUCGGCUAGACAAGGAGGGAAGAAGAGGAGAAUUUGUUGUGCUUCUCGAAGUCUCUGACACUUUGCUGGUGUUAACAAGUGCUGAAAUGAGGUGGAAGCAGCUUGAGAACGUCCCAUAUACUAUAUGCGUUGAUAUAGUCACUUUUAGAGGCAGAUUUUAUGCACUUUUUCUUUCAGGACAAAUCGUCGUUAUCGAUCCUUAUUCGCUGGAGGUGACUCUUCUGUUGUCCUCACCUCAGGACCCGCGAGAAUUACGGUCUCUGGUUCCAUAUGGCAAAGAUGAACUUUUCCUGGUUGAGGUAAUCAUCCCAAAUGAUGUUGUAAUAGACUUUAGUCGGUUAGCUCGUAGAGUGAGGAGGGUAGAUGAGAAGGCUGGUAAAUGGGUUGAGGUCGGUGAUUUGGGAGACUGUGUAUUGUUACUUGGAAAUCUCUCUUGCUCGGCUAAGGAAUUUCCUCGGGGUUUUGGUUUGACUGAGAACGCAGUUUUGUUCGGCGAUCAGUCAGGCAAUGCAUUUUUAUACUAUAAACAAAGUGCGGUAAAAGAUCUCAAGGGAGAAUCGUGUGAUGAUACUCAACCAUUUUUUCCGGUUAUGGCUCUCCAUGAAGACUGCUAGGCAGUAAAAUCCUGCUUUAGAGAAAUAAAAACAUAAAUUCCUAUCAUAUUUUUAGUUUAAAAAUCUUGCUACUUGAAUGGAACUGGCGCUUGAUGACGACGAUAUGGACUAAAUGUAGGAAAACUACAUUGCUUUUGACCGUGUAGCUCCCGAAGACUUCCUCAAUAAAGCAAUGGCUGAUUACUCUAGCUCGUUGAUAUUUCCCUGGAGUCUUUGAUUUUUCUCGACGUUUAAGUUAGCUUUUCCAUCUUUUUAACAUAUUAUACCGAUGUCAUUUUGAAUGAGAAUAUAGCUUUUAAGUGGAAUAGAGAGGGUAGACAUUUGUUUU
This is a messenger RNA of Arabidopsis thaliana (thale cress), 1511 nucleotides long. RefSeq names its product LOW protein: F-box/kelch-repeat protein. The record is from RefSeq and is marked reviewed. The transcript is spliced from 3 exons. Lineage: Eukaryota; Viridiplantae; Streptophyta; Magnoliopsida; Brassicales; Brassicaceae. The coding region runs from base 173 to 1183 and encodes 336 amino acids.